Molecule: messenger RNA, 1076 nt
Organism: Phymastichus coffea
Lineage: Eukaryota; Metazoa; Arthropoda; Insecta; Hymenoptera; Eulophidae
Product: probable cytochrome P450 4p2
Exons: 7
Coding region: 45-896 (283 amino acids)
Molecular function (GO): heme binding; iron ion binding; monooxygenase activity
Source: RefSeq, a predicted model, not a curated record
AAUUUUAUCUAUAAAGUAUUGGGAGACCUUACGUAUUGAAUUGGAUGUUGAAAUAUGUACCGCUUGGGCGACUUAUAGACCGAAUAAAUAAAGUAUUCGAUGACUUUAAAUGGAAGGUGAGUAGAGAGCGUCGACUAUUCCAUGAGCAAACUGACUACACUUAUCUCCAAAAUAAUUCAGAUAAUAAGAUGAACGAGGGUGAUACGAAAAAAGUGAAGAAAGCUUUAGGUGUACUAGACUUAUUGUUGCUAGCUGAAAAAGAAGGCCAAAUUGAUGAAAUAGGCGUGUGUGAGGAAUUUUUGACUAUGAUCACAGCGGGUUUCGAAACAACAGGUAUGACGAUCUGCUAUUUGUUAACUUUACUAGCAGAAAAUAAAGAAGCACAGAAUUUGGCUAGAACUGAAGUACGCGAAGUCUUGGGUGAUUAUACUGGUCCUUUGACAAUGGAACACCUGAAAAAGAUGGACUACCUUGGACGUUGUGUAAAAGAAUCAUUGCGAAUACUUCCCACCGUGCCACUUUUUGCUCGUUUGAUAAGCGACGAAGUAGAACUAAGUAAUUACCGAAUUCCACCGGGAUCAGAAGUAGUGGUCAGUGUCUUCGAUGUUCAUAGGGAUCCUCAAUUUUGGCCAGAGCCAGAAAAGUUUGACCCAGACAGAUUUUUAUCGGACAAUUUAAAAAAUCAACAUCCUUUUGCAUAUAUACCUUUCAGCGGCGGAAUGCGCUCAUGUAUCGGACAAAAAUUUGCUUUGUUGGAAGUGAAAACUGUGACCGCUCAAAUCCUGCGCGACUUUUACUUGGAACCUAUUGAUGCUAGCAAAGACUUCAAGUUUUUAAUGAGUAUAACAUUAAAAGUUGACGAUCUUCAUUUGAAAUUUAUUAAAAUUAAUAGCUAAUAAAUUAUUUUAUUGAUCUUAUAAUAACACUUGAAACUAUUGUGAUUUUCAAAAUAUUUGCAAAAUCGAAUUUCAUAUCUUUGAUUUCGCAUUUUUUACUAUCAUAUUUUACAUUUAAAAAGCUAGAUAUUAGUUAUCAACACAAUAACCCUGAAGCUGAUGAAUAGCAAUAUUCUGUAU